UUGGUGUCAUAACACUACACUCUAACCACCCUAACUAACUGGCCAGCCCCUGGAAACAAUUUAAAAGUGGAUCAAGAGAAGAAUGGGUCUUUCUAGGGACCCAGUCUACCUUCAGGAAGAAAAGAUACAGGCAGAGAUGAUGGUGGCUGACUGCCUCUCAAAUUGUUAUCAGGAUUCAGUGACCUUUGAGGAUGUAGCUGUGGACUUCACUCAGGAAGAGUGGACUUUACUGGACACAACUCAGAGAAACCUAUACAGUGAUGUGAUGCUGGAGAACUACCAGAACCUGGCCACAGUAGGAUGGGAAAUGCAACUUGAAGCCAAAUGGUCAGCACUUCAGCAGAAAUUUUUCAGGGGUCAAACAUCCAAUGGGAUACAAAAGGCAGGAAGCCACAAUGGAGGAGAACUCUGUGACUGUGAGCAUUGUGGAGAAGUCUGCAGUGAACACUCAUGCCUUAAGACACACUUGAGAACUCAAAAUACAGGGAACACUUAUGACUGUAAUCAGUAUGGAAAAGACUUUCUUAUUCUGCACAAUAAAAUCUCUACUGGAGAGGAACUUUCUGAGUUUAAUCAGAAUGGAAAUAUUUUCAGCCUGACACCAAAUAUUGUGUACCAGAGAACUAGCACACAAGAGAAACUCUUUGAAUGCAGUGACUGUGGGAAAUCCUUUAUUAACCAUUCACACCUUCAGGCACAUAUGAGGACUCACACUGGAGAAAAACUCUAUGAAUGUGACAAAUAUGGGAGAGGUUUUAUUCGCUCCACAAGUCUUGCCGUGCUUAUAGAAACGCUCAAUGCAAAAAAACCCUACAAAUGUAAGGAAUGUGGAAAAGGCUAUAGAUACCCUGCAUACCUCAGUAUUCAUAUGCGAACCCAUACUGGGGAGAAACCCUAUGAAUGUAAGGAAUGUGGGAAAGCCUUCAAUUAUUCCAAUUCAUUUCAGAUACAUGGACGAACUCACACUGGAGAGAGACCCUAUAUAUGUAAGGAAUGUGGAAAAUCCUUUACUCAGUACUCAGGCCUUGCUAUACAUGUACGAUCUCACAGUGGAGACAGGCCCUACGAAUGUAAGGAAUGUGGGAAAGCCUUCCUUACAUCCUCCCGCCUUAUUCAACAUAUACGAACUCACACUGGAGAGAAGCCUUUUGUAUGUCUCAAGUGUGGGAAAGCUUUUGCUAUUUCUUCAAAUCUUAGUGGACAUUUGAGAACUCACACUGAAGAGAAGGCCUGCGACUGUAAGGUAUGUGGAAAAGUAUUUGGGUAUCCCUCACGUCUUAAUAAUCACAUGCGAACUCAUAGUGUCCAAAAACCAUACACAUGUAAGGAAUGUGGGAAGGCUUUUAACUAUUCCAACCACCUUAAAAUUCACAUGCGAAUCCACACUGGAGAAAAACCCUAUGAGUGUAAACAAUGUGGGAAAGCCUUCAGUCAUUCCAGUUCAUUUCAAAUACAUGAAAGAACUCACACUGGAGAGAAACCCUAUGAGUGUAAGGAGUGUGGUAAAGCAUUCAUAUGUUCCAGUUCCUUUAGAAUUCAUGAAAGAACUCAUGCUGAAGAGAAACCCUAUAAAUGUCAGCAAUGUGGCAAAGCCUACAGUCAUCCCCGUUCACUUCGAAGACAUGAGAGAACUCAUAGUGAGAAACCCUAUCUCUGUAAGCAAUAUGGGAAAGCCCUCAUUUCUGGCAGUUUUCUUGGAAGACGUGAAUGAACUCACACUGGAGAGAAACCCUAUGAAAAUUAUUUAGUUAAAAUGAGUCUGUUAGUGUAGAGCCCUAAUCCAAUAUUGCUGGAGUCCACACACUUAAGAGACACACACUUAAGACCAUGUGAAGUCGUUUAGAAUGGACAUCUGCAAGCCAACGACGGAGGACUAGAACAGGUGUUUGUGUUCAGGUCUCCAGAGGAAACCAACCCUGCCAGCACUUUGGACUUCCAACCUCCAGAACUGUGAGCAAAUAAAUUUCCAUUGUUUAA
Messenger RNA from Galeopterus variegatus (Sunda flying lemur), 1977 nucleotides. Its product is annotated as zinc finger protein 426-like. The record is from RefSeq and is a predicted model, not a curated record. Lineage: Eukaryota; Metazoa; Chordata; Mammalia; Dermoptera; Cynocephalidae. Gene Ontology annotation, molecular function: DNA-binding transcription factor activity, RNA polymerase II-specific; RNA polymerase II cis-regulatory region sequence-specific DNA binding. Gene Ontology annotation, biological process: regulation of transcription by RNA polymerase II.